Molecule: messenger RNA, 535 nt
Organism: Fukomys damarensis (Damara mole-rat)
Lineage: Eukaryota; Metazoa; Chordata; Mammalia; Rodentia; Bathyergidae
Product: multiple epidermal growth factor-like domains protein 6
Exons: 4
Coding region: 86-436 (116 amino acids)
Molecular function (GO): scavenger receptor activity
Source: RefSeq, a predicted model, not a curated record
AGUUUAGAAAAUGACAAUUUGUGGUAGCUAUUAAUCUAUCACCUUUUAACUGUGUGAAUUAAAGUCAAGGCUAGAGCACAGGACAAUGACCUUUAUAACCCCCCUGUGCUUCUGUGGUGUCAAUCCAGUGUGCCCACCUGGUUUUUUUGGUUUGAAUUGUUCUAACAUCUGUGACUGCACAAAUGGAGCCAAUUGUGAUGCAGUGAGUGGACAGUGCAUUUGUCUUCCAUGUUUCCAUGGCAGCCAGUGCAAGAAAGGAGCCUGGAUGUUUGGACACAAUUGUCAUCACCUUUGUAACUGUGAAGGAGAAAACCCUUGCCACCAAGUAACUGGAAAAUGCCUCUGCCCACCAGGCAGAACUGGAGCUGAAUGUAAAGCUGAAUGCAUACCAGGCCAUUCUGGACCUAACUGCUCUGAAGUACCAGUGUGCCCAUAGAGCUUGCUAUAACCCUCUCAACCAGAGCUGCAUUUGCCCGCCUAAAAGAAUGGGUCCAACCUGUGAGGAUAAUGGUUCUGAGAGUCCUCAGUAAUCAAA